This is a messenger RNA of Hyla sarda, 2711 nucleotides long. It is a transcript of the gene FIS1, whose product is annotated as fission, mitochondrial 1. Gene Ontology annotation, molecular function: protein binding. Lineage: Eukaryota; Metazoa; Chordata; Amphibia; Anura; Hylidae. Gene Ontology annotation, biological process: mitochondrial fission; peroxisome fission; mitochondrial fragmentation involved in apoptotic process. The transcript is spliced from 5 exons. The record is from RefSeq and is a predicted model, not a curated record. Gene Ontology annotation, cellular component: mitochondrial outer membrane; peroxisomal membrane. Bases 113 to 568 code for a protein of 151 amino acids.
CCCCGGACGGCGCCCAGAGUAAAGAUGGCGGCGGUUGUCUCUGCCCUCACUUAAGGUGGCGGAGUGACGUAGAGACGCACGUGACCGGAAGUAACGGCUGCGAGGCGUCAGGAUGGAAGCCGUGCUCAAUGACCUGGUGGCCGUGGAGGAUCUUAUGAGAUUUGAGAAGAAGUAUCUAGCCGAACUGUCAGCCGGAUCGCUGAGCAAGAGCACGCAGUUCGAGUACGCCUGGUGCCUGAUCCGCAGCAAGUACACCGCCGACAUCCAGAAAGGGGGCGUGCUUUUGGAAGAUCUUUUACCAAAGGGCAGUAAAGAGGAGCAGCGGGACUACCUGUUUUACUUGGCCGUGGCCCACCACAGAUUGAAGGAAUAUGAGAAAGCUCUGAAGUACGUGAAAACUCUUCUCGGUAAAGAACCAAAGAACACACAGGCUCUGGAGCUGGAGAAGGUCAUAGAGAAGAAGAUGCAAAAAGAGGGUUUAGUCGGCAUGGCGAUUGUUGGCGGAAUGGCCCUGGGAGUUGCCGGCCUCGCUGGUCUUAUCGGUUUGGCUAUUUCCAAGUCCAAAUAAAGGGAUAAAAUGUCUGAUGAGGCCUUGUAAUUACUUUUUGGCACUGUUCCUCGGUCACUAAUCCUACAUGUAGUUAUACUGAAGUUUAUGGCCUGGUCACUGGACAGGCAGAAGUUAAUUUAUUAUCUAACACCAAUGACUCGGAUGCUGCAUCGGUAACCAACCCGACUGGUAUCUAACACUAUUAAAGGAUAUUAUCGCUGUUCUCCUCAAUUUACGCUGCACUAGCUGAAUAAAUGGAAUUCACAUAUAAUGUUGUGUCAGAAAUUUAACCCUACGUGACCGAUCUGCCCAUGUAUGACCGGGUUUAGCUUCAGUUACGAAAAUCAUUUUGCCAAUUUUUAUGCUUUACAGGACACUGGUUUGUGUUGGAUCUUAGUUCGUAACCCGUUACAUUAGGCCUGUUUUUCAGGCUGUCACGUUCAGAUUCCCUCCCGUUCGCCUUCGCUACGUAACCUUCGUGAGGCGUGUGCCACUCUUUUACACAACAAUUUUUUUUAUUUUUUCUGUUUGUUUUCCAGGAUGGUAGCACAGUCGUUCUUAUCGCUUGUCUCUGCCGUUAAUCCCUUUAUGAAGGUCCAGACAAUUAGUUUCGUCCAAUUUAUUUAUUAAGUCACCAGACCCCAGAUAAAUAUUUUGAGACUUGUUGUUAAGGGACCCGGUCGUAUUGUGUUUGUAAGACAAUGACGAAGCACUACCCGAGGUAUUUUGUUUGUUCAGUGAGAUCAUUUUGGCUGAGAAAGUGAUGAGCGUCGAUUGAUAGAGAUCGUAAACCUGUCUUUAUUGGUCGACAAACCACAACAGCGGUACAGAUGGCCAUCACGUUUUUCCUACGACGUCAGGAUAAUUUCAAUAGGGUCCCCCAUAGGGGCGUAAUUAGAGUCCCAUGGGCCCCAGGGCAAAUUCUGAACCUGCCCCCCUCCUACAACAAUUAGAGAGUACAUUAAACAAUACACACAUAUAUACAUAUAUGCAAUAACUCACCUGUGACGUCUUAUAAAACCAAUCACUUUUUCUUUUCUUCUCUAUCUGGCCCAGACCGCCAUUAAAACUUCUGGUUAAGACUUGUUUCCCCCGAUUUUGCCGGAAAAACUAUUAAGACUCCCUUUUCCAGCAUAAUCCAAACCUCUAUGUGCCCCCAUAUAGUAGUAAGGCCGCCACCAUACACAACUAGGCUCCAUACUGCCCUCACAUAGUAAAAGUAGACCCCUAUAUAGUAGUAGCCCCAUUUAAAAAAUAAAAUAAAAUUUAGCUCUCCCAUCGUUUGCUUGCAGCUCCGGUCAGUCAGCUCCCCAUGGCUCAUCCUCUCAGUGCCCAAUGCAGGCAGCGUCUCUGAUUUUUUUUUUCUUUCUUUCUUUCUACUACUAUGAGUGUAGUAUGGAGCCUUGUUUGUAUAUGGUGGCAGCGUGGGGGCCUAACUACCAUAUGGGGGCACACCCAUAUAGUAGUUAGGCACACUGGCACCGGAAGUCCCAGCUAAAAUGACAGGGAGCCACUGGGUUUCCGGGCACCCCCCCCCCCCCCCCCCUUCCCCUGUGAUCGAUAUGCCCCUGGUCCCCCACAAAGAUGUGAGGCCACCCACUAUUUGAGAAGUAACUGGCUGUUCUACCUUAAGCCAGUGGCUUAAAGGGGUACUCCGGUGGAAAACGUUGUUGUUGUUGUUGUUAUUAUUAUUAUUAUUAUUAUUAUUAUUAUUAUAGAUAGAUAGAUAUAUAAUAAUUUUUUUUUUAUCAGCUGGUGCCAAAAAGUUAAACAGAUUUGUAAAUUAAUUCUAUUUAGAAAUCUUAUUCCUUCCAGUAAUUAUUAGCUGCUGUAUGCUCCACAGGAAAUUGUAUAGUUCUUUUCUGUCUGACCACAGUGCUCUCUGCUGACACCUCUGUCCGUGUCAGGAAGGGUCCAGAGCAGGAGCAAAUCCCCCAUGGCAAACCUCUCCUGCUCUCGACAGUUCCUGACAGGGACAGAGGUGUCGGCAGAGAGCACUGUGGUCAGAAAGAAAAGAAAUUUAAAAAGAAAAGAACUUCUGUGGUAUAUAGCAGCUGAUACAGUAAGUACUGGAAGGGUUAAUAUUUUUUAGAUAGAAGUAAUUUAUAAAUCUGGUUAACUUUCUGGCACCAGUUGAUUUAAAAAAAAAAAAAAAAAGAAA